AGCUUCAAACUGAUCCCUAUUUACCUGUGGAACAUGACUGCAAAAAAUAUGCACAUAUGAAAAACAAAACAAACAAAAUAAAACAACAUAAAACUAUUAGAGGCAAAUAAUUCAAACAUUGCCCAUUGAAGUAACCAUUACAAUUGAUAAAUAUUUUGAGCAACUGCGUCAAGUCCAUUACAGAAUGAGUAUGUGAGGCGAUUUACCACUUAUGAAAUUAUCUAUAUUAUUCAAACAAGAGAAUAUUUAUCAUGAUAUCGAUCAAAUAUCGAUUUGCGAAAGCUCUCGAACUUAAGUGCAGCCGGUCAGGUAUAAAACGCCCAAAUCGAAACAUCCUAGUUACACACCUUUCUGCCUCUUCUAAGGAAUAUCAGGAUGAAAGUGAUACUACUACUCGCCAUGGUGGCGUUUGCAGCUGCAACGCCCAUUAAGGAACAGUGGACCUCAUUCAAGAGACAGCACGGAAAAUCAUAUCACAAUGCUGAAGAAGAACAGCUUAGGAUGGCCAUUUUUUCGGAGACUCUAAAAACAAUCGAAGAACACAACGCUAAAUACGAAGCUGGGCAGUCAACUUACUAUUUAGUGAUGAACCAAUUUGGAGAUAUGCUGCCAGAAGAAGUAACCCAGUUGGGAUUCAACAGAACAGGAGAGAUGAGGGAAGUACCCAGCUUCACAUUCCUUCCUCCCGCAAACGUCGAAAUCGCAAAAUCUAUUGAUUGGAGACAAUCUGGUGCAGUCACUCCUGUGAAAAACCAAGGUCAUUGUGGAUCUUGUUGGGCUUUCAGCAGUACUGGAGCCAUAGAGGGCCAACUUUUCAGAAAGACUGGAAAACUCGUCUCUCUCAGCGAACAGCAGCUUGUGGAUUGUUCCGGAUCUUACGGUAAUGCUGGUUGUAAUGGUGGAUUAAUGGAUUACUCCUUUAAAUACCUCGAGCACGUAGCAGGAUUGGAAAAAGAAAGUUCAUACCCAUAUGAAGGAAUACAACGCAGAUGUAGGUAUAGCCAGAGCAAAGUAGUUCCAGGAACCAAAGUCAGAGCUUACACUGACAUCAGGCGUUAUGAUGAUGAAGCACUUAAAUCCGCCGUUGCCACCGUCGGACCCAUCUCAAUUGCAGUCAGUGCUGGCAACUUACAUUUCAUGCACUACGGGGGAGGUGUUUUCAACGGUGACACUUGCAGCCCUGGUAGACUAGACCACGGAAUCCUCCUGGUUGGAUACGGAUCUGAAAACGGAAAAGACUUCUGGCUUGUCAAGAACUCUUGGGGUCCAAGUUGGGGAGAGAAGGGAUUUAUGAGGUUGACAAGAUCUGUUAAAAACGCCUGUGGCAUUUCAACUCAAGCUAGCUAUCCUAUUUUGCAAUGAGCUACAGCAUGCUGAAUCUCAUUGAAUAUAUCCAUGACAAACCAAACGGUUUUUAAAUGUAUUUAUAUAUGCUUUUUGUAAAAAAUUAUUUUCAUCAGUUAAAUAAACCCCUCAAUAUAUAAUUUUUCAAGAUAUUUAUUUGCCUGUAAUUCUAUAUUAUUUUAAAUUUAGUUUUAAUAACCAACAAACCAUAUCUAACGCUGUAAAUACAAGCUGUUUCUUCUGAA
Molecule: messenger RNA, 1589 nt
Organism: Nezara viridula (southern green stink bug)
Lineage: Eukaryota; Metazoa; Arthropoda; Insecta; Hemiptera; Pentatomidae
Source: the annotation of a GenBank genome assembly